AUGAGGUUUCGAUUUAAUCAUCUCGCUCCCAAUGAGGUACCCGUCGCACAAGAUUCACCUCCUGCCUUAUCUAUGGAUGAAGAGAAAUUACCAACGACCACAACCGACGCUCUCCCAGAAAACCAUAACGACACUACUAACAAAGAAUCUCAACAUGGGGUUCAAGCAGCCGAGGCUAUCACUCAAGUAUGGACUAGAAAUCAUUUGAUUUUAGCUUAUGUUCUAAUUUGGAUCAUUGAAUUUAUGCUAUCAUUCGCUUCCGGUAUAACUGGCACACUUACUCCCUACGUGACGUCGUCCUUCGAAGCACAUUCACUCACAGCAACAACCUCCAUUAUCUCUGGUAUCAUCGCUGGUCUCAUCAAACUUCCAUAUGCAAAGCUUAUGGAUAUUUGGGGUCGUCCUCAAGUCUUUUGUCUUAUGGUCGCUUCAUGGACCCUUGGAAUGGUCAUGACGGCGGGAUGUAAUGAUGUUAAGACAUAUUGUGCAGCUCAAGUGUUCUACAAUAUUGGAUACAAUGGAAUUGAUUUUACCCUUACCAUUUUCAUCGCCGAUACCACACAAUUGAAGAAUCGAGCUUGGUGGAUUGCAUUCUCAUCUUCGCCAUGGAUCGCAACCGUUUGGGCAUAUGGACCUGCUGCCGAAAGUAUUUUAAAUACAAUUGGAUUUAGAUGGGGUUUCGGUAUUUGGGCCAUCAUUUUUCCAAUCAUUUGUAUACCUUUAUUCGGACUCUUCUAUUUCAAUCAGAAGAAAGCAGAAAAGCAGGGUUUAAUUCAAAAAGUCGAAAGUGGAAGGACUUGGACCGAAUCAGUUCUCUAUUAUUGUAGAGAGUUUGAUGUUAUUGGUCUCUUAUUGAUCGCUACUGGUCUUGCACUUUUUCUUCUUACAUUUAGUUUGUACAGUUAUCAGAAAGGUGAAUGGAAGUCUCCAUUGGUUAUUUGUUUUAUUAUCUUUGGUGGACUUUUUAUCAUUGCUUUCGCUCUGUACGAAAUAUAUAUUGCGCCAGUGACGUUCAUUCCUUGGGCUUUAAUGAAGGAUCGUACUGUGAUCUUCACUUAUACGAUGGUUGCCAGUCUUUAUUGUGCAUGGUACAUAUGGGACUCUUACUUCUACUCUAUGCUCAUUGUCGUCUUCAACCAAUCAAUCACAAAUGCUUCCUAUAUCUCGAAUAUUUACACUGUCGGAUCCUGUUUUUGGGCUCUCGUUAUUGGAGUUGUGAUUAGAUAUAAUGGUCGUCUUAAAUGGUUGGCUCUAUAUUUUGGUGUACCCCUCACCAUUUUAGCUGUCGGCCUCAUGAUCGAAUUCCGUCAACCCGAUACCAAUAUUGGUUACAUAGUGAUGACUCAAAUCUUCAUUGCAUUUGGUGGUGGAACUUUGGUUAUCUGUGAACAAAUGACCGUUAUGGCCGUAUCAUCUCAUAAACACAUUCCAGCCAUUCUAGCAAUGGAAGCUAUGAUCUCAAGUAUUGGUGGCGCCAUUGGAUCUACUAUCGCUGCUGCACUUUGGACUGGAGUAUUUCCUGUUAAGCUUGCUGAACUUUUACCAGCAUCUUCUCAAGCUGACUUUGAUACUAUUUAUGGUAGUUUGACGGUUCAGUCAAGUUAUGCAGUUGAAAGUGACACAAGAAAUGCGAUUGACCAAGCUUAUGGGGAUACUCAAAGGUUGAUGUUAAUUUGUGCUACUUGUCUUUAUUCAAUUACUCUUGUUUCAACCAUGUUGUGGAAGGAUAUUAAUGUUAAGGAUAUGAAGCAAAUUCGUGGUCGUAUCUGGUGA
Messenger RNA from Sclerotinia borealis F-4128, 1773 nucleotides. NCBI's taxonomy places the organism in Eukaryota, Fungi, Ascomycota, Leotiomycetes, Helotiales, Sclerotiniaceae. The record is from the annotation of a GenBank genome assembly.